CAUUAGACUCCGGAGAGCCUGGACUCGUUUCUCCUCCUUCCCCCUCUCUGCUUCUGGCUUGCUCCAUCCCUCUCCCGUCUCCCCACACCACAACCCGAGACCCGCUGGUGUGCGGGGCGGGGGACAAGGACCGCGCCGCUGCCGGAGUUCUGGGAAGUUGUGGCUGUCGAGGAUGGGGGUCUGUGGGUACCUGUUCCUGCCCUGGAAGUGCCUCGUGGUCGUGUCUCUCAGGCUGCUGUUCCUUGUACCCACAGGAGUGCCCGUGCGCAGCGGAGAUGCCACCUUCCCCAAAGCUAUGGACAACGUGACGGUCCGGCAGGGGGAGAGCGCCACCCUCAGGUGUACCAUAGAUGACCGAGUCACCCGUGUGGCCUGGCUAAACCGCAGCACCAUCCUCUAUGCUGGGAAUGACAAAUGGUCCAUAGACCCUCGUGUGAUCAUCCUGGUCAACACACCAACCCAGUACAGCAUCAUGAUCCAGAAUGUGGAUGUAUAUGAUGAGGGCCCAUACACCUGCUCUGUGCAGACAGACAACCACCCUAAAACUUCCCGGGUCCACCUCAUAGUGCAAGUUCCUCCCCAGAUCAUGAAUAUCUCCUCAGACAUCACUGUGAAUGAGGGAAGCAGUGUGACCCUGCUGUGUCUUGCUAUUGGCAGACCAGAGCCAACUGUGACAUGGAGACACCUGUCAGUCAAGGAAGGCCAGGGCUUUGUGAGUGAGGAUGAAUACCUGGAAAUCUCUGACAUCAAACGUGACCAGUCUGGGGAAUAUGAAUGCAGCGCCUUGAAUGAUGUGGCUGCACCUGAUGUGCGGAAAGUAAAAAUCACUGUAAACUACCCUCCCUAUAUCUCAAAAGCCAAGAACACUGGUGUGUCUGUUGGUCAGAAGGGUAUCUUGAGCUGUGAAGCUUCUGCGGUACCUAUGGCUGAAUUCCAGUGGUUCAAGGAAGAUACCAGGCUAGCCACUGGCCUGGGCGGUGUGAGGAUUGAGAACAAAGGCCACAUAUCCACUCUGACUUUCUUCAAUGUUUCGGAAAAGGAUUAUGGGAACUAUACUUGUGUGGCUACAAAUAAGCUUGGGAACAGCAACGCCAGCAUCACACUGUAUGAAAUAAGCCCCUCAUCAGCAGUGGCAGGGCCUGGAGCAGUCAUUGAUGGUGUAAACUCGGCUUCUAGAGCACUGGCUUGUCUCUGGCUAUCAGGGACCCUCUUUGCCCACUUCUUCAUCAAGUUUUGAUAAGAAAUCAUAGGUCCUCUGAGCAACGCCUGCUUCUCCAUA
Messenger RNA from Mirounga angustirostris (Northern elephant seal), 1279 nucleotides. It is a transcript of the gene OPCML, whose product is annotated as opioid binding protein/cell adhesion molecule like. The transcript is spliced from 8 exons. The record is from RefSeq and is a predicted model, not a curated record. NCBI's taxonomy places the organism in Eukaryota, Metazoa, Chordata, Mammalia, Carnivora, Phocidae. The coding region runs from base 173 to 1237 and encodes 354 amino acids.